Messenger RNA from Alligator sinensis (Chinese alligator), 7102 nucleotides. RefSeq names its product nuclear transcription factor, X-box binding 1 (gene NFX1). The record is from RefSeq and is a predicted model, not a curated record. The transcript is spliced from 25 exons. Lineage: Eukaryota; Metazoa; Chordata; Crocodylia; Alligatoridae. The coding region runs from base 232 to 3678 and encodes 1148 amino acids. Gene Ontology annotation, molecular function: RNA polymerase II transcription regulatory region sequence-specific DNA binding; zinc ion binding; DNA-binding transcription factor activity, RNA polymerase II-specific. Gene Ontology annotation, biological process: negative regulation of transcription by RNA polymerase II. Gene Ontology annotation, cellular component: nucleus.
UUCCUUUACUGAUCUGAGUGAUCUCUACCAUGCAGUGGUAUAGCUGAAGGGAUAGCAUGUGAGUGAAGAGCAGUCAGUAUGACAUCUGAAUGCCAUUAACUACAGACAAUGGCUCAUGAAUUUUCCAGUAGCUUCCUGCAGUUGUUGAAUGGGAUGUAUUGAUAACAGAUGAAUAAGAAUCUGUAGUCAGUGCUUGGGCAGCAGAGGAGAAAUUGAUCAUCGCUGGAUCGCAUGAAGUUCAAGAGUACUUUGCAUUUCAAUCCAGAAGCAGCUGACUUCAUUCCAAGAGAGAGACAGACUUCUGAUCGAAAUUGGAGAAAUCAAGGUAGACUGGAAUCUAACAGGAACCGGAACAGAAAUAAUUUACCAUCUCCAAGUCAAUCUUCUGAUAGAGGCACUGAUUAUGAAAGCUCUUCUACAAAGCAACAGGACUUUUAUAGUCCAGAGACUCAGUGUAGGAGCCAACAAGAUUUUCCUCAGUUUGCUAGUACCAGUAAAAGUCACAAGAAUCAUAGUUUCCAAAACCAGCGAUGGCAUAGAUCAAGAAGUGAUAGGACAUAUACUAGAAAUCGGGUGAGGCAAGCACCAACUGAUGGCACAGCAGACCCAACAAUUUUAGAUACUACAGUGGUUCCGGGGAGGAGAACACUUCCUAGAGAAUACAAUGACUUUUGUUCUUCAGAUAGUGACAAAGAGGUACCUAAUGCAGAUAACAGAGGAGCAAAGCCAAAGAAAACACAUUUGAUGCAUGCGUCGGGAAGAGGGUACAGAGAGAAGGCAAAGCACUCACAUGAUCGAGAUAGGAGGGUGACCUCUAAACAGAAGGAUAUGACAUUUCAAAAUGUCCCACCUUUGGACCUGACUCAGUCUGAUUCCUCAGAGGCAUCUGUUGGAAAACCAUUUUAUGAUGGAUGUGCUGGGAGUGGUGAUGAACAGAAAAGAUACACGUUUGCAAACAAAAAAUAUCCUAGGAAGUCUACGUGGAAUAAACCCCAGCCAGAUAAAGACCUUCAGAAAAGGCAAGAUACACACCGUUGCAAAAAUGUAAAAGUAAAGAAGUCUUCUGUGACUCACACUCCAAGAGAUAAAAUUAGUGAGAGGAAAAAAGAAUUAUCUCACACUGGUGAUCACAACUCAACCAGCGUAACACAGACGCACCAGCCAACUGACUCAGUCAAACGCAGUGGAAGAAAGCUCCCCUUACAGGAGGGACAUGUAUCCUCUCUUCAUUUCAGCAAGAUGCAGUAUUGGAAGAAGCAAAGUGAUGUGCCCAAGAACAAGGAAACUCAUACAGGGUCUCUGAUAGAGCAGUUGACCACAGAGAAAUAUGAGUGCAUGGUAUGCUGUGAGGUGGUUCGAAUAAUAGCCCCAGUGUGGAGUUGUCAAAAUUGUUAUCAUGUGUUCCAUCUGAACUGCAUUAAGAAGUGGGCAAGAUCACCAGCCUCUCAAGCUGAAGAUGGCAAUAGUGGUUGGAGAUGUCCUGCUUGUCAAAAUGCUUCAACCAGAGUUCCUGCUACUUAUACGUGUUUUUGUGGUAAAGUAAACAACCCUGAAUGGAACAGAAAUGAAAUUCCACAUAGCUGUGGAGAACUUUGUGGAAAGAGAAGACCAGGUCAGGACUGUCCACAUCUUUGUAAUAUCCUCUGCCAUCCAGGGCCUUGCCCCUCGUGCCCUGCCUUUAUGACAAAAAUGUGUGAAUGCAGACGAACGAGUCACUCAGUGCGCUGUGGCCAGUCCACCACAAUUCAUUGUUCAAAUGUAUGUGGGAAUACGUUAAAUUGUCGUAAACAUAACUGUACUCAGGUGUGCCAUGCAGGAGAAUGUCCGCCUUGCCAACUAACGAUACAACAAGUGUGUUACUGUGGGAGCAGCUUUCGAGAUGUGUUGUGUGGAACGAAUGAAGAGUUCUCUGAUGGAUUUGGGAACUUCUCCUGUCAGAAGAUGUGUGGCAGAAAAUUAAACUGUGGGAGACACAGCUGCGUACAAGUGUGCCAUCCUCAGCCCUGCCAGAUUUGUCCACGACUUCCACAAGCAGUGCACUGCUGCCCUUGUGGGCAGACUCCUCUUAGCAAAUUACUUGAGCUAGGAUGCAUUGAACGGAAAGUAUGCACAGAUCCCAUCCCUUCAUGUGGAAAGACAUGUGGCAAACCUCUUUCUUGUGGUAACUAUGAUUUCAUUCAUACAUGUGAGCACCUCUGCCAUGAAGGUGAAUGUGGACCGUGCUCUCGCACAUCAACUGUUUACUGUCGGUGUGGCUUCAAAACAAAGGAAGUUCCAUGUGCCCUCCUCAAAAAUAAAGCUGCCAUUACGUUCAUGUGUGACAAGCGAUGUAACAAGAAGCGGUCAUGUGGACGACACAAGUGUAAUGAGAUUUGCUGUGUGGACAAAGAACAUAAGUGUUCCUUGGUCUGUGGACGCAAACUUAAUUGUGGCCUUCACAGAUGUGAAGAACCUUGUCACCGUGGCAACUGUCAAACAUGCUGGCAGACAAGUUUUGAUGAGCUGACUUGUUACUGUGGUGAAUCUGUGAUUUAUCCCCCUGUUCCUUGUGGUACACAGCCACCAGAGUGUAAAAAUCCAUGUACCAGACCACAUGAGUGUGAUCAUCCAGUGUACCAUUCCUGCCAUAGUGAGGAGAAGUGCCCACCCUGUACGUACCUCACUCAAAAAUGGUGCAUGGGCAAACAUGAACUGCGGCAUAAUAUUCCUUGUCAUCUCACAGACAUUUCCUGUGGUCUUCGCUGCAGUCAAGUGUUAAAAUGUGGAAUGCACAAAUGUAAAAGGAUCUGUCACAAAGGGGAUUGCCUCAUAGAUGAAGAAUGCAAACAGCCAUGCACUAUUCCAAGAGUGUAUUGUAAUCAUCCCUGUAUGGCUCCGUGUCAUCCAUCUUUACCUUGUCCUACAACUUCUUGCAACACAAAGGUUGAUCUUCAAUGUGAGUGCGGAAGAAGAAAAGAGAGUAUGAUUUGCUCAGAGGCAUCCAGUACAUAUCAAAGGACCUUCCAUGUCAGUCUGACAAAGGGGCCAAGAAAGAAAAUUCACAAAAUAGCUGCUAUAUCCAUAGCCACUAAAUUAACAGACCUGCAACUUGGAGACUCAGUGGAAAUCAGUAGAUUGGUUACCAAAAAAGAAAUGAAGCAAGCCAGGUUGCAAUGUGAUGAAGAAUGUUUGGCCCUUGAAAGGAACAGGCGACUUGCUGAGGCUCUUCAAAUUGAUGAUAAUUCUGACCCUUUUAAUGUCCGUUCUUCUGGACCAAAGUACAGUGAGAUUCUAAAAGAAGAUGCAAGGAAGGAUUUAAAAUUUGUCAGUGAUAUUGAGAAGGAAAUGAGAGCGCUUGUGGAUGCUGUAAAUAAGGGAAAGCAUACAAAAAAGAGCCACUGUUACCCACCCAUGAACAGAGAUCAUCGCAGGAUCAUCCACGAGCUAGCUCAGAUCUAUGGCAUUGAAAGUGUGAGCUAUGACAACGAACCGAAACGCAAUGUUGUUAUCACUGCGGUGAAGGGGAAGUCAGUUUGUCCAAGUAAUUCCCUAACAUCUGUCCUAGAUAAGGAAAUGCAGACAAGGGCUCCACCACCUAUUCCUCACUACAGACAAACAGAGAAGAGUAAUGGAAACAGUGGAUUACAGAAAGGAUUGAAAGAGGAGCCAGUGAUUGACUAUUUCGAUGUACAGGACUGAAAUGUUUGAUGUGAAAUUGUUUGAGCAGAGUGGAGCUGAAGAUUCUGAUUUAUAGUGCAAGGCACUUUGUCCAAUAAUCCAGUGGUUAUAUAAAAUGUUUUGAAAAUGUAACACAAUAAAAAGCAAUGUUUAGUGAAGAGGGUGAGUAACAUAAGACAAACUAAGUAAAAUUUGAGCCUGAAAUAUUGCAAGGUAAGCCAGAUUCAGAUGGUUGUGUGCAGGUCUCAUUGAAUGCACCGAGUGUUGUGUGCCUCAAGUCAAACUACAGGUAGGCCUGUGCUACAGACUGUAGUCUUUUGGUAACAUCAGUGUGCCUGGAGCUCUGUGCUGCAGCCUACCUGCUUCAGGUACCCAAGCUAGCUUGUUUAAAGCUAGCUUUGGUAUCUUUUCACUACACUCCUACUUUCAGUGUAGACACCCUGUGGCUCAACCAUGAAUGGUGUGAAGAUUAUAAACAGUCAAAAUGAUAUUUUAAAAUGUUCUGCAGACAUAUAGCUUACGCAAAAACGUGGGUAACGGCUGAAAGUGUUGGUGCAUAUAUACUUUGAGCUAGUAUAUUUUUCAUCUCAGCAUGGAAUCAGAAUAAUCUAGACAAUGUGAAACUGCAUAUCCAUUAUUUUUAGAAAGAGCACAUAAUUACAUUGAUGAUACUGGGUCAUGAUGGCAAUAAACAUUCCAAAGAUUCCUCUCUGGGAACCAGUUGUAUAACUAAAAAUGGACCAUUGCACCAGAAACAACUAUAUAUUAAUAUUAAUGGAUAUGUUUUCAGAAUGUUUUCAUGUUGUUUUAGUCAUUCAUUUCUACUUACACACAUCACAUAAAAUGUGAGAGCAAUGAGUCUGAGUUAUUCUCAUACUGAAGGAGACUAAAAUGUAGUUGAACUCUACACUGCAUAAUUGCACUUACAUACAAAGGGAUAUGCCACUGAGGAGCACAUUAUUUUCACUGGGUAUUUGAGAUAGUUGGGUUUUUUUCUGGUUUGGUUUUUAGUGAAUCCAGUUUUUACUUUUUUAAUUUGAGUUCAGAAACAUAAUGGAUUGAAUUAUUUUAUUUGAGCUCUUGAAUGAUCAGAAACCCAAGUAUAGGUUUGGUGUUCACUGAGAUGAAAUUGUGUGUUUAGGGCUGUUGUUUUAAUGGUCCCCUAACUGCUGUAUGUAUGGCUUUACUGGAGCUUUAUACACCUUUCCUCUCCUGCACAAGCUAAAAGCAUCAGUAUCUGCUAGGUUUAUGUUGGAGUAUGCUUUGAGUUUGUAGUGACAUUUACAAAUAUGAGAAAGUUUGUCUUAAAUUCCUGAAAGUAAAAGUACUUUGGUAUACUGGAAAUUAUAUAUAGAUUUUAAAUGAUGCAGUUCCCCAAACAGUCUUUUAGACAUCAAAUUGCUUCAAGUUGAUGGUUGUCCUAUUGAGGAAGGAACCGUCCUUGGGAAGGUUCAGCUCAUGUAAAGCUUUCAUAUCUCCAUUGGUUUCAGUUGAACUGCAGUAGUUUACAGAAUGCAAGGAUUUGGUUCCUUGUGCUAAUACGCUUCUUACCCCUUCCACCAUUCUUCUCUGCCUCUCACCUUGUUGACUGCCUACAAACCUAGAGGUUCCUCCUUGUAGCUCUUUGGAGGCAGAGCAGCCUAUCCCAGAAAGUCCCAAACCUGUCCCACAGAGUUUGUGGAACUUCUCAGGGUUAGGAGCCACAGAGGCUAACUUUAAAAAGGCUAUGACCCCUGAGGUGUUUAGGCUCAAGCAAUCUGUAGUAUCGGUGCUGCCAAAAUGUUAUGGUUUUCUUGUAUUGCAUACGUCUAAAGCUUACAUAAAUUAGAAAAUGACAAUGAAACCUGAUGCAUUUUUAACAAAAUUUUGAGACACUUUCUCCACUUACAGUAAGGCAAGAUUUUUUUUCCUUUGAAUUCUGCAAAGUUUAUAGUUACACAUGCAAUGAAAAUAAUUUCCUUUACCUUUUAUUGGCAUUAGGAAAUACAAAUGAAACUUGAACAUGACUGACAUGUUUUGAUGCGAGUGAUCUGCAUUUUGAAGCAAAGUAAAGCCUAGAUCAUGCAAGUAGUUGAGUUAUUUCAACUUCUGUUAACUUCAGUGAAAGAGUAAGUUGGCCACCGCCUUGCUUGCAGAUCCUUGCAUAACUAGGUAGUUAAAACAUGAGAGAGCUUUGAAUUUAGAGAGGAUUUCACUUAAAAUGCCUGAAACAUCCCCUUUGCUUUCCAAUUUGCAUGAAGCAUUCUGUUUUAACAAAUUAUGAUGCCAGAGAAGUAAGGUUGAUGAGGGGCAAUCCAGCAUCUAUUUAGGAUCUAAACAGAUCUUUCUCUCACUGCGUAGAUUUUUAAGAACCAGGUCAUUUUAAGUUUACAAGACAAAGCUAAUAAAUAUAAUGAAUUAACACAUUUGAAGAAUCCGUUAACAUCUGAAGUACGUGUUAAAAAAAAUUCUGCACAGUUGUGCCUAUACAUAUAUCUCCAAAUCUAUUUUAAUACCAAGGCAUUUUAAUACCUAUCCACAGUCUUAAAUUGCAUGUGUAGAAAUGUUUACCCAGAAUUUCAUAUUUUAUUAAUUUAAAAAUACUAUAUAACAUGUACUUGCUUAGGGAAGCAAUACCAAAAUAAGCAUUUCCUGUUUUUCUUCCCAGAGUACAGUUUUACAGCCUUAACAAUUCAGCUGGGUUUAACUGUUGUGUUCUCCCAUCUAUUCUGGUUUGCUGUUGCUGCAACAUCUUUCUGUGACUUGCACGUGGAGUUGUACUCGUGGCUGUAGUUUUGAGAUAUGUGACAGCUAGUACAUCCCUGUACUAAAUCUGUGUGCCUGGAAGUACUUUUCUAAACUACCAUUUUGUAUUUCUCUGAGUUGGCUCUUAGUCUCUUUUCUAAGAAAAUACUAUAAAUAAUUGGGGUAAAAUCUUGGAAUCCUUGAAUGGAGAAAGUCUUAUAGACAUCAGUAAAGCCAGGACUUCUCCUCUGGUCUGUUAAUUACAUUGCAUAGGUUUCAGAACAAUAUUGUUGUUUGUAAAUUGUUCUGUGUAAGCUGCAAUAAACAGAUCUUACAAAGGAAACUAUGGCGAAGGGCAAUUGGUUGGAAUACACACAACUUUACCAAGUGCUUUUAAACUGUUGUAUAAAUAAUGCAAAUUGAAUUUUUGCAUCAGGGCCACUGUUAAAUGGUUUAAUGUGUUAAGUGCUCUGAUUAUUCAGUGCUUAAUAUACAUUGUGUGCAUAAUCUAAAAUUCAGGAUGUUCAAGUUAGCUAUGGAGACCACUGUUCUUGUGGCAGUUUUUUCAGUAUGUGCCUCAAUGAAGCAAGCAAAAGAACAUUAUUCGAAAACACUUUUCAUAACUUAUUUGGUGAAAGCUUUAUAUUUCACUUGAUUUCUUUCAAGCUUAGUGGUGUAAUAGGUGACUUUACUGUAUAAAGCUGUAAUAAAUCUAAGUUGA